AUGUUGCCAUAUUAUCAAUACAGAUACGACAUUCCAUGCCACGAUAAACUAUUAACAAAAGGAACAAGAAUCAUAAUACCCAAGGUUCUUCAGAAGGAAUGUUUAGAUUACAUUCACACCGGUCAUUUUGGUACUACGAAAUGCAGGGAGAGCGCAAAGAUGUCUGUUUGGUGGUUCGGUAUAUCCAUACAAAUUGAAAAUGUGGUUAGAAAUUGUCCGAGAUGUGUUGAAGAACGACGAAAUCCUGAAGAAACGUCUUUAAAAGAACCAAUACCCGAUAAGCCUUGGCAAAGGGUAGCUGCAGAUUUGUUUAAAUUAAAAAAGUGGUAUCUCAUAAUCAUCGAUUAUUAUUCGCGUUUUUUUGAGAUCUUUGAGUUAACCCACAUGAGAGAAGAUACUAUUAUAGGUAAAUUUAAACAAACCUUUUCACGUUACGGGAUACCAGAAGUUGUACGUACCGACAAUGGUCCUCAAUUUCAAACUACUUUUAAGAAUUUUGCAAUGACUUAUAAAUUCAAACAUAUUACUAGCAAUCCAUAUUUUCCACAAUCAAAUGGUUGUGCCGAAAGAGCUGCUGCAAUAGCAAAACAGUUAUUAACCAAGAACCAAGAUAUUUAUAUGGCGUUGCUGGCGUAUAAAAGUACUCCAUUGGAAAGCGGAUUCACCCCGUCAGAGUUAUUAAUGUCGCGAGGAUUAAGAACUAACUUACCUAUGAUUGAAAAGAAAUUAAACGAAACCGUUAAUGUAGCAAAUUUUUGA
Molecule: messenger RNA, 759 nt
Organism: Onthophagus taurus
Lineage: Eukaryota; Metazoa; Arthropoda; Insecta; Coleoptera; Scarabaeidae
Source: RefSeq, a predicted model, not a curated record